This is a messenger RNA of Episyrphus balteatus (marmalade hoverfly), 1793 nucleotides long. RefSeq names its product protein Cep78 homolog. The record is from RefSeq and is a predicted model, not a curated record. Lineage: Eukaryota; Metazoa; Arthropoda; Insecta; Diptera; Syrphidae. The transcript has 7 exons. Gene Ontology annotation, cellular component: centrosome. Bases 114 to 1730 code for a protein of 538 amino acids.
AUUUCCUUCAUGUCAAACCAAAAAAACAAAAAAAAAAAUAGAGUUUACUCGUAUCCUCAGCGUUAGUAUUUUUAUUUUAUAAUUUUUUUUUUAAGUCGGCAAUUGGCAGAAUAAUGAACGAGAAAAAACUUAACCGAUGUGGUAGCUUUCACAUUCGUUAUUUGGAAUUGUGUCGAGCAAAAAACUAUCCACCAAAUCCAGCCAUAAAAUCCAAAAACAAUGCAACAUCAGUUUUAGAUUUCUUUGGAGACAAACUUAAAGUUGAAGAUUGGCUUUUUGUUAUUGAAUCAUUGCGUUUUGAUAAGAUUUUACAAAAUUUAGCAAUUCGAUUGCGAAAAAAUGUUGGAAAUGUUAUUGAACAUAUUGACACUGAGAAAAAAGCAAAAGUUUUCAAACAAAAACCUUCUGUUUAUACCAAAUAUAUAUUUGGAGGAAUUGUUGAUGCUGUCACUUAUUGCAUUCAAUUUAAUAAGAAUCUUACAAUUCUUUGUUUGGAGGCUCUUCCAAUCAAUGAAAAAUAUGCGGUUUCUAUAGCAAAGGCCCUUUCAAGCAACUCACAGUUGAGACAAAUAAGUUUCCAACGCUCCCCAGUGGGUGAUAAGGGUUGUGAAGCUAUUUGCUCCUCUAUUAAGUGUCUCCCAGCAAUCGAAACUCUCAACUUGACUGAGUGCAAUUUGAGCGUUCUAGCUGCUGGCCACAUCGGUGAUAUGAUAAAGUUCCAAAAGAUUUGCCGAUACUCUGAGGGUUGGCAAAAGUCAUUGCGUUACCAAGAAGUCGAUCCCAAUACAAUUUCAGGUCUUCGAGUUAUACUUCUAGCUCGAAAUCCACAUAUAACCGAUGAAGGUGUAAAAGUUAUUGCAGAUGUUCUAAAAGAAGAUGUUUGGAUAAAAAUUAUUGACAUGGAGCAUUGUGGAAUAACAGAUUUGGGAGCAAACUUAAUUUCAGAUUGUCUUGCAAUCAAUACUUCCAUUAUUGAUUUCAAUAUUAAAAACAACAUCGAGGUGAGUAAAUUUAUUCAUAGAAACAUUCGCCAGCAACUCGGAAAAGAUGAUGAUAAUGCCGAAGAAAGUGAUGAAAAACCUUCAACAAAAGUAUCCAUUUCGAAGCUUAAAGAGCGUCUUAAAUUUCUUGAAGAACAACUUGCAUCGGAAAAGGUUUUACGCAAGCAAGUUGAAGUUUUGAAUGAAAAAUUACACAAUCAAAUUGUUGCGUAUGAAAAUGAGCUAGCAGAUAGUAAAGAAGUGGAGAUUCCUGAAGGUUAUGUCCUGGUUAAUAAUGAUUCUUUGGAAUCAAUUAUUAACGAGAGAAACGACUUGUUUAAUGAAGCAUCCUUUGCCAAUUUGUCAAAGAACAAAAGUUAUAUGAAGAAAAUUAGUAAAAUAAGAAGAGUUAAAAGUGAGAUGAAGUACAAACAAGAAGGAACAUCUAAUAAAGUAUCAAAGUCCGAUUAUAAAUUUAAAAAUAAUGAUCGUAAAAAUAGCCUAAUAAUUGAGAAGAACAUUGGCGAUAACUUUAUAAACAACAAUAAUCAGGAACAACAUUUGACAGCAAGAGUAGAAAAAAAUGAAAAAAAUCAUUCAAACAGGAAUACAACCACGACGAGCUCUGACGAAAGUGAAGAAAUUCUCAAUGCAGCUGAACCGUUCAAAGUUUUUAUUCGUAAGAAGCAAACGGCAGUAGUUCAGGAAAAAUGUCCUUCACCUAGAUCACUUUUCUUAGGACUUAGUUAAACAUUUUUCUAAAUUGUAAUAUGUGUCCUUUAAAAUAAUAAAUAAUUUGCAUUUGAGAUACAA